AUACAAAGGUUCCCAGCCGCUAGGGGAGAAGUGACAGGGACACGGAUCUCUGCAGUUCUGAAGAGGGGAAGGAUGAUUGGGUGCAUGUGUUUCCUUUUCAGGGAAAGCUGCUCAGAGGCUCUGGGGCUAUAAAACCCACCAGCGCCUGCGGGAGAGGGAGAAGCUCAGAGAGAUGGCUUUCGACCGCAUUUACCAGAAGUGUGAAGAGUCUGACCGAGUGCAGCUCAAGGAACAAGAGGCAGAAAUGGUGGCUGGAAGAGCAGGGAGUGCCUGGCUGCAGUUCCCUACGGGCCCGAAGGAGGCGGCAAAGUCCAUAUUAACCCUUUACGCCCUGCAUGCGGUGUUGUUCGUGCUGUGGGCCGUGCUCCUCGCCGUGGCAAUUGCAAAGUACGCAGAGAUGUCCAGGGAGCUGGAGCAGAUGCGGACUGAUCAAUCCAUGCUCAGAGCCAGUGGCUCCGAGAUGGCGAAGGAACUGGGGAUGCUUCAUUUCAAUCAAUCCGCCAUGCACAGCACUGGGGAGGAGCUGGCCAAGGAGCUGAAGAGGCUGCAGUCGGACCAGGCCACGCUGAGAGUGGAAGUGUCCAGGAAUCUGGCCAAAGCGAAACAUGACAGAGAUGACAUCAGGGCCGAGACCUACCAUAUCCUGGAUGCCGCACAGAAAGGGAAUGGCACUUCCCAGUGCCAGCCUGGCUGGGAGCAGUACCGAGGGAGGUGCUACCUUUUCUCCUCGGCUGCCCAGGGCUGGCCGGUGGCCAGAAGGACCUGUUUGAGCCAGACUGCUGAUCUGGUGGUGAUCAACGAUCAAACGGAGCAGAAUUACUUGGCCAUUAAAGCUGAUUCUGUUCGUCACUGGAUCGGCUUCACAGACCAAGGGACUGAAGGUGUCUGGCAUUGGGUGGACAAUACUCCUGCGGCAUUUACGUUUUGGGCCACAGGGGAGCCCAAUAACAUGUACAGUUUUCACAUAAGAGAUGAGGACUGCGCCCACCUGCAUGAGGACGGACGGUGGAAUGACGAGCCCUGCAACUUGCGCUACAGGUGGAUCUGCGAAAAAGCUGCUUAUGUCUAAAUGGCCGGAGUCCUGCCUUUGCUCUGAGCACUGGCUGAAAUGUACCCUGGCCCCUGAGGCCUGUGAACCAUUCCAGCCCCACACCAGUCCAUUAGGGUUGCCAGCUUUGAAAUCACACAAAACUGAACACCCUUGCCCUGCCUCAGCCCUGAGGCCCCACUCACACAAUCCCACCCCCCAUUGCUCUCUCUCCCCUCCCUCACGCACUUUCACAGGGCUGGGCAGGGGCUGGGGUGCAGGAGGGGGUGAGGGCUCCGGCUGAGGGUGUGGGCUCCAGGCUGGGGCCGAGGUAUUCAGAAUGUGGGAGGGGACUCAGGGCUGGGGCAGGGGAUUGGAGUGCAGAAGGGGGUGCAGGCUCUGGGUGGGGGUGCGAGCUCCAGGCUGUGGCCGAGGGGGUUGGGGUUCGGGAGUGGGUGCGGGCUUCGGUUGGAGGUGUGGGCUCUGGGGUGGGACCAGGGAGGAGUGAUUUGGGGUGCAGGAGGGGGAUCAGGGCUAGGAGAGGGGGCUGGGGUGAAGGAAGUGGUGUGCGGGAUCUGGGAGGAAGUUUGGAUGCGGGAGGGGGUUUGGGGUGCGGGCUUCUGCCAAGCAGCGCUUGCUUCAGGAGGCUCCCAGAAGUAUCCAGCAUGUCUGGCCCCAGGCAAAGGGGCAGGAGGCUCAGCAUGCUGCCUGCACAUGUGGGCACAAUCCUCGCAGCUCCUGGCAAAUGGGACCUGUGGAGCUGGUGCUCAGGGCGGGGGCAGUGCCCCUACACCUAGGAGCUGGAUAUGCUGGCCGCUUCCAGGAGCCACAUGGAGUCAGGGCAGGCAGGGAGCCUGCCUUUGCCCCACUGUGCCACAGUCUGGACUUUUAGCGGCCUGGUCAGUGGUGUUGACUGGAGCCGCCAGGGUCCCUUUUCAACCGGGCGUUCCACUCAAAAACCAGACACGUGGCAACCCUACAGCCCAGAGGGCUCGUGUGCUCCCUCUCCAUACAGGGGCGAAUUUCUCCCGCGGCGGCCACCCACCAGAGAUGCUCCACGCUCUGCCAGUGCCACCCUGCCCCCCAUUCACCACUGCUUCAUGUUUACAAACUUGCUGUUCGCAGUGCAAGCCCCUUCUCCCCUGCAAUCCCUGCCGCCUGCAUCCGGCCCCCAUGUCUCCUGCCCACUCUGAACGCCCAUCGCUGUGUGAACCCAGCGAUGCCUGUUUUGGUGCCAUAUGGGGGAGGAGGCAGCUGGGGGCAGUGGUUAAAACGGGGGGGCUGGGAGUCAGGUCUCAGCUCUAGGUGGCUGCUCCCCGCUGUGCUCUGCCGACCCUGCUGUGAAAUGGGGUGAGAAUGCCUCCUCCAACCGUGGGCGGGGCAGGCUGGCGAAUAGAGGCUUUAGACCCACCUUGAGAUGCUUGUGUGGUUGUGGCCAUGUAAGUGGAGAGGGCCUUCAGUGCUACAUAGGGUGUGGAGGGCGACCCUGUGCGGAAUACAGCUACCUUGGACUCAGAACAUGUGCUGGUGUAAACUGACUCGUUUCUUUGUGUAAUUCUGGGUGUGCACUCACCAGAGGGCUGAGAUGUACAUACACACACACACACAGCUGGGCUGUGCUGGGACCGCAGGAGGUCUCUUCUCCUCUGCAGCCAGAGGCUGGUGGCAGCCCCAUGAUCUUCUGGGAGCCACUGGGGAUCACACUGGGCUGAAGUGGAAUAAAAAUGGUGCCUAGUUCUCAUGCUGGGCCUUGCCCAGGGGUGAGAAGGGAUAACAGUCUCAAUCCCUCUAUCCCGACAUGAUUCUGGGAGCUGAGGCCCUAGCCAUGGGCUUGUAGCACCUACGCCUUCAUCCAGCCAUGGGCCUCAUAUAGGGGGAGGAUUAGGAGGAACAGGCCAACAGCCACACUGGGUCAGACCAAUGGUCCACCUAGCCCAGUGUCCUGUCUCUGACAGUGGUAAGUGUCCGAUGCUUCUGGCAGGUGGAGGUUUAGGGACACCCAGAGCAUGGGGUUGCGUCCCUGAGCAUCUUGGCUAAUAGCCAUUGCUGGACCUAUCCUCCAGGAACUUAUCUCAUUUUUCUUUGAACCUGUGUGACAGGGUCAGGCCAGAUGGCUACAGGAGAGUAAUAGAAGGCAGAUAUAUUAGCCCCAGGUUAAGUAGGUCCCUUUGCCCUGGGUAAGGUAACAGGGAAGGUUCCAGAACAAUCAGGAACCUUCUGGAGACAAUUAAGACAGACAGGCUGCUUAGAACACCUGCAGCCAAUCAAGAAGCUGCUAGAAUCAAUUAAGGCAGUCUAAUCAGGGCACCUGGGUUUAAAAAGGAGCUCACUUCAGUUUGUGGUGUGCAUGUAAGAAGCUGGGAGCAAGAGGCACUAGGAGCUGAGAGUGAGAGUGAGAGUGAGA
Molecule: messenger RNA, 3431 nt
Organism: Dermochelys coriacea (leatherback sea turtle)
Lineage: Eukaryota; Metazoa; Chordata; Testudines; Dermochelyidae
Product: C-type lectin domain family 10 member A-like
Exons: 9
Coding region: 173-1069 (298 amino acids)
Source: RefSeq, a predicted model, not a curated record